CACUAGAGGGUGGCAGGACUAGCAAAUGCUUAGGCAAUUCAUUCCCUUAAUUAUUUGCAUUUCAAGUUUUGUUUUAAAAAAGUGUAUUUGGUGGUGCUUUCAAUAACUUUGAGCUCAAACUGUAGGGGUCAGGCUUGAAGCUACAGCCUUCUGACUUAGAGUUGAGAGAGAGAGAGGGAGAGAGGAGAGAGCUUCCAGCUGAGCCAGGCUGACACCAGACUGUUGCUUGGAAAGCACUCCCUGUUGGCCUUUUGGCCUUUGCUGUGAGCCUGUGAGGCCAGCGAGUGGGACUCAGUUACCACAAGUGGCAACUGAGCAAAGGGAGCGUUGCAAAAGUUGUAGUAAAAGUGGAGAUCAAAGAGCAGGCGCCGAGCAUGCUACAAGCCUGGUACAUGGACGACUCUGCGGAGGAUCAGAGGAAACCUCACAAGCUGGAGCCUAACAAGCCGGUUUCACUGCAGCAGCUGGAGCCACUCGGGGUGCUCUACUGGAAGCUGAAUGCUGACAAAUAUGAGGAUGAUCCCGAGCUGCAGAAGAUUCGCAAAGAGAGGAAUUACUCCUGGAUGGAUAUCAUAACGAUACACAAAGAUACAUUGCCAAAUUACGAAGAGAAGAUUAAAUCAUUUUUUGAGGAACAUAUUCACUUGGAUGAAGAGAUUCGCUACAUAAUCGAUGGCAGUGGGUACUUUGAUGUAAGAGAUAAGGAAGAACAAUGGAUCCGAAUUGCCAUGCAAAAAGGAGACCUGAUAACACUUCCUGCUGGGAUCUACCAUCGAUUUACAUUGGACGAUAAUAACUACACGAAAGCUAUGCGACUCUUUGUGGGAGAUCCAGUCUGGACACCUUACGCUCGCCCAGCUGAGGAAUUUGAAGCUCGCAAAAAAUAUGUUCAAUUUCUUAAGCUAUCAGCCUAAGUGUCAGUUCUUCACUGAACCUGAUAACCUCUUCUCACUCGAUCCUUCACUUAACCCAUUAACCUCUCCUCACUUCAAUAUGAAACAAUAAUGAACAGGAGCACUUCACUGUUGGUUGCUAACAUAUCGUUUGGAACACUCUUCCAAAAACACUUUACUUUUCUCUCUCUCUGCUGUCAAAAUCCCCUAAAACAUUUGUUUCCCCACCUUUAAAAUCCUCAUAAAACUAUCUCUCUUUGA
Messenger RNA from Callorhinchus milii (elephant shark), 1154 nucleotides. It is a transcript of the gene adi1, whose product is annotated as acireductone dioxygenase 1. Gene Ontology annotation, molecular function: acireductone dioxygenase [iron(II)-requiring] activity. The record is from RefSeq and is a predicted model, not a curated record. NCBI's taxonomy places the organism in Eukaryota, Metazoa, Chordata, Chondrichthyes, Chimaeriformes, Callorhinchidae. Bases 375 to 914 code for a protein of 179 amino acids. The transcript has 4 exons.